CUCCACGCAACAACCACCAUAUCAAAGAAUGUAACCUGCCCGCUCUCCACUUCCCAGCCGCGCUUCCACAAUAUCCUUGCCAUGUCCGCAGAAGAUACCAUCAUGGCCGAAGCGCCUCGCAGCGCACAGGAGCAGCAGCAGCCGAACACAAAACCUCGCAGCAGAAAAGGUCACGAGAUCAGCACCUGCACCAUCGCCGCGCCUCCCUUCUCCUACGCCUGUCUAGAGCUGGUCCCGGAGGGAACGGCGGAUAGCAGCAUCGAUGCCCUUACGGUGCGCACGUAUAUGACGGCGGCGCUGACGCAGUUCCUGGGCCUCGCGGGCGCGGCUAUCGCGGUCGAUAUCUUGAAGGUGGAGGGGAGGGAGUGCUGGGUUAGAAUGCCGAGGGAGGACCUAAGCCCUUUUAUAGCGGCGCUUGGGGGAUGGGUAGGGGGGAGUAGAACGGAGGGGAGGAUGGGCUGGAGAGUUAAGGCUAGUGGGAAUUGGUUGAGCGUGCUCGUCACUGAGAGGGGGGUGGGAAAGGUGUGGGACGAAUGAAGAUCACCAAAUCGGUCGAGAUACAACGGCUGAGCUCAGCUCAUUCUAUUCCGAGAUCAUGAGGGAUGCCGGAGCAUACCGCUAUGCGACGUCUACUAUACAGUGUCCAUGUCGUUCGCAAGAUGCAUCUUGCCCGUCCCAGUUGUACCAAACGCCCGCUUCAUUUCUAUGCACGAUAUUCCCACCGAGAGAUGCACAAAAUGCAAACAACAUAUCGUCAUAUACCCCAAGAAGGUGAUCCCGAUCAUGUCAUACCCAUAAGAGAGCUUUGAGCGUAUGCCUUCACAGAG
This is a messenger RNA of Amorphotheca resinae ATCC 22711, 827 nucleotides long. RefSeq lists its product as hypothetical. NCBI's taxonomy places the organism in Eukaryota, Fungi, Ascomycota, Leotiomycetes, Helotiales, Amorphothecaceae. Gene Ontology annotation, cellular component: ribonuclease MRP complex; nucleolar ribonuclease P complex. Gene Ontology annotation, molecular function: ribonuclease MRP activity. The coding region runs from base 103 to 537 and encodes 144 amino acids. The transcript has a single exon. Gene Ontology annotation, biological process: intronic box C/D snoRNA processing; nuclear-transcribed mRNA catabolic process, RNase MRP-dependent; tRNA processing. The record is from RefSeq and is a predicted model, not a curated record.